UUUAUGGAAAAGUCUCAGACAGCGUCAGUGUGUGACACAGUGACUCAGCCUGUAGGCGGCCUCUCCACCACGUCAAAAAAAAAGGGAACGACUUCACCAAUCUGUCUGGAGUGAAAGCAGACUGCCGGCCCAUCCUCAAGUUUCACUACACGCUCGGACACCACACACAUGCACACAAUGAUCCCUGUCUUUGAACUGCAAACACUUGAUUUCAUGCAGUGGAUUUGAGCAAACACGGAUUCUUGCUCCAUAUGAGGAAGAAAAUCUUGAAAGCACCUUGUCUCCUCUUGAGUGUCUUUACAAGUCUAAAUCUUUGCUCUGGAAAAUUUGGGACACCAAUUACUGAUGAUGUGAGCAAGCUGGCAUUAUUGAAGCAGAAUAUCCCCUCUGAUUAUGAGAUUCCUGUUAGUUACAUCCCCAAAGAAGUGGCUGGCACGUGCUGGGUGGUGUUAAACAUCUAUCCUUUGGAGCAGAGUCUUCGGAAGCUGGCCGACAUGUUCGGUGCCAUCUCCUCAAACAAGGAAAACAUCAUUGUCUUUAUCGCCAUGUUAAAGAGUUUACGCUUCACUUUUGACCAUGAAGAACUGGAAACAGCGAUGCAAGUCUUCCAGUGUCACUACAGAGAGGGGAGCUUAAUGUCUGGUCUUUACUUCGACUACAUCAAAGAUGUCUUAAACACCGCCUCUCAAGGAACAUCCGGCUUCUCAUGCAAGCCACCACCUUGCCUUAAUCCACAGCCAAAACCAGGCGGUCAGGAGAAGGGUCGUGACUACAGCUGGUGGAAGAGAACUCCUUUGCUUCUGGCUUUCAUCCCCUUCACAGCUUGUGUUGUGAUGUUAGUCUGGCUGGUCAAAUCUGGAAAGCACAGACCAGUUUGCCGCACUGAAAAUAGCCCAAUGGCACCUCCUGACGCGAUCCCAAGUGUGUCUGUCUCCAUCCCACUUCAAACACUCACCCACGCCACUGACACUCAGCCAGCGGGGGAGGUCAUCCCUGAACAUGAGAGUGGAUGAGGCAUGAUUAAUGGCAAAGAGAAAUCUCGAACUGAGCAGUGUUAACAAUCUGCAGGUUGUUCAGGAUCCUGCUGGAUGGACAAGUGCGGUGGGACACUCUUCUUCUGCUGUCUCUGAACUGAAUGCAUGGAUCUGAGCUACAAGAGAAAGGUCACCUGCUGAGAGGGCAGCUAUGUCACAGAUUUUUUCUAGCACUUAACCAUCCCAAGAGUUUCUGAGGGACCAGAGGAAGAACUCUCAACAUAAUGGCUGUUUAAUGACCAGAAUGGCUGCGGAAGUACAUGAAUGAUCUCAUCUCAACCAAGGUCAUUUUUCAGUCCUGUGUCUCUUUACUGUCAUGAUUCAGGGUGUUAUUGUGCUCAUUUAGGGUGUCGUCGUGCUCCAGUUUUGAACAGGAACAAACACUUUUGCUAAAGCCUCAAAAAGAAAAGAAUGCUGUUUAAGGACGUUGUUUCAGUUUUGAUUAAAACCUCUUCUGCCAAUAAGCCUGCUGUGGCUUGGUUGUUACAAAGGGCGUCCUUAAACUGCUUUAUUAAGAACCCUACCUUAAUGCAUUGAGCGUAAAUGCAGAAACGUGUAUUUCCAUCAAUACCGCCUUCAGCCAAACGGUUGUAAAUGUAUCAGUCAUCAGACUCAUCCAAUGAGCUGUGUUUGCUCCUCUGCAUCCUCUGUCCUCAACUUGUUGUUGCCAUUAUUUUGAUCUGUGAUCUGUCACAAAAUAAGAACCUGCUUGUCACAAACAACACGCCAUGUGGUUCAACAAGCAACCUACUUUGUGUAUCAAAGAUCUGACCAGAUGGCAGAUAGCCAUGGCCAGAGGCACUUUGAAUCCCCUCAUUGUAUUUCAAAGCUGUUGCCCAGUGAUCUAUAGCUGCUACUCAGGCCGCAGCGAGUGUGUUAGAGUUUUUAAUGCCUCAUUCACUGAGUCAAUCAUGUUCAGUCAUGAGAACAUGACUCCCCAAGUGUGAGCGCUCGUGCACUGUAUGUGUCAGAGGGAGGGAGCGAGAGACAGGACAGACAGGAUGAGGGAAAGUGAGGGCGAUAGGGAAGGAUAGAUGGAUGGACGGAUGAGCUCAGUGAGGAGCAUAAGGAAGGCUUGUUCUCGUCACAAAAGGACUGGCCGUAGGCUGGAGGAAAUACCAGUUACAAACACGACUGAUGUCGGCAGAUCCCUAUGAAUCAACAGGCAAAGAAUCUCUCCAGACCGCAGGCUAUGCUAGCCUUAUCUACAGAGGAUUGUUAGUAUUUCAGCAACAGUUCCAAUGAUUUACUUCCAAAACUCAUCAUCGAAACAUGGAAAAAUAUACUGAAAUGUUUACUGUUGGAGAAAAAAAUAUUCAACUUUUUUUGUUUUAUUGUCUCUCUGGUGACCAAUUUGUACAAUUGUAAUUAUGGGAUUUUGUGUUAUAUUGUUGGUGAGAUAUUUAAGUUAUUUACGAGAUAAAGCAUUUAAAAAUUUAAACGUUUUUACAGUUUCAUUGCUGUAAAUGAAAAUUCAAUUCAUGAAUGUACGAGGAUGAAAUAGUUUCUGAGGGAACAACUUUGCAGAAACUCCUAUCCUCAUUGCAAAACAUUGUGUAUUGUUGAUCACUCUUUCUCUUUGUUGUCAAGAUCCAAAAGUGUCUGACUGAACAUUAUGAAGUUAGGAAUCAAUUAUCUUGAGACGUCAUGUUUACAAGCACUGUGUCAAAUGUUUCGUGUUUGUUCAAAUUAAUUUACUAUGACCAACUUUUUGCAAGUUUGUAAUGAGUAUAUUGUCAAUGUCGCCUUUUAUGAAAUAUUGACAUUAUUCUGCCCCUUGUGAAUGGACCGCAAGCAAAAUGAUGUCAAUAUUACAGAUAAACUUUAUAAGUAUUUGUUAGCAAUAUAGAAAUACGUAGUCGUACUUGUUAAUGUUGUUGGUGAAAUUGUGAAAGACAAAGUCUAAAUAUUUCCUCAAAGAUCUUUUCAUUAAAAGAGAAUAGUUUACUCUAAUUAAUUUUAGAAGGAUGCAAAGUUUACUUAACCUGUGCAAAAAGGAAGUUCAAAAUAGCACAGACUUUUACUUGUGAAAUAACUCACUUAAGGAUCUGAACAUGUAUAUGGAAUGUUGUUAGGUCAUAUUCUCAGACCUCCUAUCUUUUGUCAUUUUUUAAGGAUUCACUGAUGGAGUUCAGGUUCUUUUAUCCGUAGCUGGAGGUAUUUCAAAAACUGUCAAAUAAAUUGGAUAAUUCA
This is a messenger RNA of Notolabrus celidotus (New Zealand spotty), 3227 nucleotides long. RefSeq lists its product as uncharacterized. The coding region runs from base 252 to 1013 and encodes 253 amino acids. Lineage: Eukaryota; Metazoa; Chordata; Actinopteri; Labriformes; Labridae. Gene Ontology annotation, biological process: positive regulation of cell population proliferation; cell adhesion. The record is from RefSeq and is a predicted model, not a curated record. Gene Ontology annotation, cellular component: plasma membrane. Gene Ontology annotation, molecular function: cytokine activity; stem cell factor receptor binding. The transcript is spliced from 7 exons.